Messenger RNA from Alternaria burnsii, 1008 nucleotides. RefSeq names its product endoglucanase precursor. Bases 1 to 1008 code for a protein of 335 amino acids. The transcript has 3 exons. Gene Ontology annotation, biological process: glucan catabolic process. NCBI's taxonomy places the organism in Eukaryota, Fungi, Ascomycota, Dothideomycetes, Pleosporales, Pleosporaceae. Gene Ontology annotation, molecular function: hydrolase activity, hydrolyzing O-glycosyl compounds. The record is from RefSeq and is a predicted model, not a curated record.
AUGCUUUUCAACAGUCUUUUGGCGGCUGCCGCUUUGGCCAGCACCGCUUUCGCGGCCCCAGCUGAGGAACGUCAAACGUCCGCGCGCAAGAUGAAGUGGUUUGGUAUCAAUGAGUCUGGUGCGGAGUUUGGUGAGAAGAACUUCACAGGUGUCUACGGAAAGGAGUACACAUGGUACGAUCUGAACACAAUCGACAAGUUCAUGGCAGAAGGGAUGAACAUGUUCCGUUUGAACUUCCUAAUGGAGCGCCUAACUCCCAACUCCCUCACGGCCGAGUUUGACCCUCUUUACCUAGGCAACCUGACCCAACAAGUAAACCACAUCACCUCGAAAGGCUCCUACGCCAUGAUCCAACCGCACAACUACGGUCGCUUUCUCGGCAAUAUUAUCACCGAUACAGCCGCCUUCAAGACGUGGUGGACAAACGUCGCCGCAGAAUACAAAGACAACGAACUCGUCGUCUUCGACACAAACAACGAAUACCACGACAUGGACCAACAGCUCGUCUUCGAUCUCAACCAAGCUGCCAUCGAUGGUGUACGUGCAGCCGGUGCAACCAAACAAUACAUUACCCCUGAGGGAAACAGCUGGACUGGUGCAUGGACAUGGAUUAGCUCUGGCAACGGUGCUAGUCUGGUCAACUUGAAGGACCCGCAGAACAAGCUUGUUUACCAAAUGCACCAGUACCUCGAUACCGAUGGGUCUGGUACCUCUGCCAACUGCGUCAGCACUACGAUUUUCAAGGAGAGGCUUCAGGCGGCGACCAAGUGGCUCAAGGAUAACAAGAAGCAAGGUCUUAUCGGCGAGUUUGCGGGUGGCAACAAUGCGCAGUGUAUCUCUGCGCUGCAGGAUGGACUGAAGUACAUGGGUGCUAACAGUGAUGUUUGGCUUGGAGGUAUUUGGUGGGCUGCUGGUCCAUGGUGGGGUGAUUACAUUUACAACAUGGAGCCCACCGCUGGUGUGGCUUGGACGGGGAUCUUGCCGAAGAUCAAGAGCUACUUCUUGUAG